AGGUAUGCUACUAACCGGUAAAUAUACGAGAAAAAAUGUGAUACAUCGGAAAUCACAAUUAAGCCUAAUCCAUUAACAAUUAGUGAAACGCGAUAUGCAUAUGGUUUCGAUGAGAAAUUUCAUUCGUGAUAUGAAGAAAUAUAUAUCGACUCGAGUAAAAAGAUUAUUGAUCUAGUUCGCAAUGUUGGAAAAAUGCAUUUUUUAAUUCCCUUGCGCUAAUUUGUAACAUCUGCACACUUUGAUUCUCAUGCACUAAUUUUAGAAGUAAAAUUGAGUGGAUAAAUACCUUGUAAAGUAGUAAUAAGUUUCAGAGAGAAAAUAAAAAUCGAUUCGAUAAAAUCGUAAUUUAUUUUUUCCGCAAACCUUUCCCACAGAUAAUAAUUCCUACUACCAUUGGGGUUAUUAUCUUCCUAUUUUGAUCAAGUAAAAGAGGCUGAAGCGAUCCCACCUCUGCUGAUCAAAUCUCCAUAUGGACUUUAUUCAUAGAUAGAGAUGUUACCUACAAAUCUUAAUUCAUAACUUUCCUUUAGCCAUAAUAGUUCCAGAGAUACAGGAUGUUUAUUAAAUUUCACUAUACAUUAUUUCGGUCCAAAUGGCGUCAUCAGCAAUUUGACGUUUCGUAUUGACAUUACCUUGUCUAGUCUUUGUACACUAGAUUUUCUGCUUAUCAAAUGUAUGCGAGCUAUUGAGCUACACGAUAAACCCAAAAAAGCAUUUUUGUUUGCUGUCAACUGCCCAUGCCACAGAAGAACUUAAUGCACAAACGCAGCUCUUUCAGCAUACCCUUUGCUUGAAUUAUGCCAACCGACAUUUGACAAAAAAAUCACUUGGAAAGUCGGUCGAAAUUCCCUCACUUGCUGAAAUUCGUACGGACUGCUAUGGGCUUGAUCGAUUUCAAAUCCGGAAAUUCAAGUUACGAACGGCCAACAAUGCCUACAAUACAGGUUAGCAAUGCGAAACGUAGAUGUGAGGCAUGCAAAACUAACCCGACUACAAACGAUAAUAAAACGACGGCCGUGGGUAAUAUUUGCAGGAAAAUUUCUUCUUCGAAACAUUACAUACGGGCAUCUAAGUCAUGCUACCUACGUUACUUCGGAGACCCAAGUGGUAAUGACGAGGAAAAUGAUGAUCUGGACGAGGAUGAUCGACAACGGCCAUCGACAUCAAAGGGGCUACCGCCAAAACGUCGCCGUCACUCGAUCAAUGCUUUGAAAUAUAUCAUUUGAAUAUUUUUUAUUUUCAAACAUUAUAGUUAUAGUGACCGCGGCUUCACGACGGGAGCGGAAUCUCAUUCGGCUCUUUCUUAAUUAAUUUGCUUAA
Molecule: messenger RNA, 1320 nt
Organism: Hermetia illucens (black soldier fly)
Lineage: Eukaryota; Metazoa; Arthropoda; Insecta; Diptera; Stratiomyidae
Exons: 2
Coding region: 879-1226 (115 amino acids)
Source: RefSeq, a predicted model, not a curated record